AUGGCGGACGACUACCUCCGGCACGGCCCUGAGCCGGCUCGACUUCUGCACCCUCGGCGGAGUGGCGGUGCUCGAGAGGCUUCGCAGCACCGGGACGGUUCCGGUGAUCACAUCCUCCCGGCCCUGCGGCCUUCCUUCUCUGGUGAUAAACACACUUACACUUCUGCAUACUUUAAGAUCAUGGGUCAUCAGGGCGGCUCUUACACCCAUGUCGCUGCUCAGCAUUCUCGCUCCGCCAGCACAGGUGGUAGUCGCCGCCAGGUUGCCUCUGAUGCAGGCCCCAAAACUCGAAUUACCUCAUCAUCGGCUAACUUCCCGACUGUUGGCGCUCCUUCCCAGAGUUCUCAGCUGGAGCUUUCGUCAGAAGUUGAUGGACUGUCUCUAUCUAAGGUGCCGCGCAGCCAGAUGAUACGUGAUACAGCUUCCAGCAGUGCCGUCGCGGGAUCAUCAUCUUCUCAAGAUGUUGACAGACCCUCUCGCCUUUCUAAGGGAAACAAGUCUAGAGUCGAAUUUGGCGAGCAAGGCCUCUUUGUUGAACAACAUGGCUCGCAUCCUCUGGUUAACAACCCGCCCGUUCGUCAUGGACGCUUCCCAGAUUUGUCCCCUUUCAGAAUCCCAUCAUCUCCCUACCGCGAUUCUGACGACAACCAUUCAAUGCGGAGAGGACCCCGGGGCCACCUCGUUGAAGACAGCCUAUUGCCUCAGAAAGAUCUCCGCGAUCUUCUGUUCUCCGACGAUGAAGAUAAUUCCGUCAAGAGAUGCUCGGCGCGAGGAGUAUCGGGCUUUGCUGUUGAAGAUGACGAGUCCGAAGAUGAAGACGAUCGCCAAAGAUCCAACAGCAGCUGGAACAGCGAGCCGCAGCAACCGUCGAACAAAGUCAGUUCCGAAGUCAACUGCCAAGAAGAACAAUACGUUCAGUCUUCGACCUUCGGGAGAUUCAAACGCAUCUACUUCCCCUACCCACAUUCGAACUGGCGGAAACGCGAGAGGCAUCGACCAGGCGAGUCGACCGAGCACGCGUCCCGUUCCGUCCACACACGCUACCAUUCAGACGAGUCAAUCGCGUUCAGGAAACCCUGGAAGCUCAAUGGGACUGAGCGUGACGACAAGAAUGGCUAUAAGAGCAACCAAGCCUCAAAUCCGAGUCGUCACAGUGCAGAGGACCGCUUCGGAACAGAAGGCCCAGGAUGCACGUCAAGACCAACCCACUUCAAACGCCUAGAAUGCUUUGCCCAGGGAAAUCUCAUCGACGAGAGCACAGGCUUCAAAGCCACAGCAAGGGGGCACUUCUCGCAGAGUGGACCUGCGCAGUUCAACAACUUCAAAUGCCGGUCCUGCUACGGAAGCCCCUUUGAGGCGCGAGGCGCAUCGCGCAGCCAGAGAGCCCCCGAGCUCCUCGGCUCCCUCUAG
Colletotrichum gloeosporioides is the source of this 1410-nucleotide messenger RNA. RefSeq lists its product as uncharacterized. Bases 1 to 1410 code for a protein of 469 amino acids. The record is from RefSeq and is a predicted model, not a curated record. Lineage: Eukaryota; Fungi; Ascomycota; Sordariomycetes; Glomerellales; Glomerellaceae. The transcript is spliced from 2 exons.